This is a messenger RNA of Didymodactylos carnosus, 390 nucleotides long. Lineage: Eukaryota; Metazoa; Rotifera; Eurotatoria; Philodinida; Philodinidae. The record is from the annotation of a GenBank genome assembly.
UAUUUUAAUUAAAAAUCUCAGAUUGAAUUUGGUUUCAUGUAAACAGUACUGCUAUUAUGCUUGUUCAUAUCAGGAUGAAUGACUAUCCAACGUUCCUCACCUCUGCUGACUCUUAUAGUAUUUGUUUCAGAGACCGAAACGGGUCGGGUCGGAUCCGAUUGUCUCGGGUCGGGUUCGGGUCAAUGUAAAAAAUAUUGGUUCGGGUCGGGUCGGGUCAGGGUUAAAGUAAAAAAUAUUGAUUUGGGUCGGGUCAAAGGAAAAAUAAUUUCGGGUUUUAUUCGGGUCUUGCCACUAGAACACAAAUCAGGAGAGUUUCGUCGGUUACAAUUCACUCUUCUAUUUUCAAACACAUGUCUUUUUUAUCAAAAAGAGAAGUACAGUGUUUUUGCC